Molecule: messenger RNA, 1794 nt
Organism: Zingiber officinale
Lineage: Eukaryota; Viridiplantae; Streptophyta; Magnoliopsida; Zingiberales; Zingiberaceae
Product: glutamate decarboxylase-like
Exons: 7
Coding region: 110-1546 (478 amino acids)
Biological process (GO): L-glutamate catabolic process
Cellular component (GO): cytosol
Molecular function (GO): pyridoxal phosphate binding; glutamate decarboxylase activity
Source: RefSeq, a predicted model, not a curated record
CUCAAAGAAACCAAUCUCGCAGAUCCCUCAUGUCAAAGUAGAAAACUCUCCUCCUCUAUCAGAUUCCACUUCCUACUUGUCAACUCUUUCUUCAUUUCGAUCAGCGGCCAUGGUGCUGUCGAGGAUCGCAUCGGAGACGGACGCGUCGAUCCAGUCCACCUUCGCCUCGCGCUACGUCCAAACUUCCUUACCGAGGUUUCGGAUACCGGAGCAGUCGAUACCGAAGGAGGCGGCUUACCAGAUCAUCAACGACGAGCUGAUGCUGGACGGGAACCCGCGGCUGAACCUGGCGUCGUUCGUGACGACGUGGAUGGAACCAGAGUGCGAUAAGCUCAUCGUAGCAUCCAUCAACAAGAACUACGUCGACAUGGAUGAGUACCCCGUCACCACUGAGCUCCAGAACCGAUGCGUCAACAUGAUCGCUCACCUCUUCAACGCUCCUCUGGGCGAGUCCGAGGCCGCAGUAGGCGUCGGAACCGUUGGCUCUUCCGAAGCCAUCAUGCUCGCUGGGUUGGCCUUCAAGCGCAAAUGGCAGAACAAGAGAAAAGCCGAGGGCAAGCCUUGUGACAAGCCCAACAUUGUCACCGGUGCCAAUGUCCAAGUUUGCUGGGAGAAGUUCGCAAGGUACUUCGAGGUGGAGCUCAAAGAAGUCAAGCUGAGUGAUGGCUACUACGUCAUGGACCCUCACAAAGCAGUGGAGCUUGUCGACGAAAACACCAUUUGCGUUGCUGCCAUCCUCGGCUCUACUCUCAACGGAGAGUUCGAGGACGUCAAGCUCCUCAACAACCUCUUAGCAGAGAAGAACAAGAAAACUGGUUGGGAGACACCUAUCCAUGUGGACGCCGCGAGCGGCGGAUUCAUCGCUCCGUUCUUGUACCCCAAGCUGGAAUGGGACUUCCGUCUGCCACUGGUGAAGAGCAUUAACGUGAGCGGUCACAAGUACGGCCUCGUUUACGCUGGCAUCGGGUGGGUGAUAUGGCGGAGCAAGGAGGACUUGCCGGAAGAGCUCAUCUUCCACAUCAACUACCUCGGCACUGACCAGCCCACCUUCACCCUCAACUUCUCCAAAGGGUCCAGCCAAGUAAUCGCGCAGUAUUACCAACUGAUUCGCUUGGGAUUUGAGGGUUACAAGAACGUAAUGGAGAACUGCCAGGCGAACGCGAUGGUGCUGAAGAGGGGGCUGGAGGCGACAGGGCGGUUCAACGUCGUGUCCAAGGACAACGGUGUGCCUCUGGUGGCGUUCUCGCUCAAGGAUCGCUCGCGCCACGACGAGUUCGAUGUGUCCGACUGGCUGCGCCGCUACGGGUGGAUCGUGCCGGCCUACACCAUGCCGCCGGACGCGCAGCACGUCAUCGUGCUCCGCGUCGUCAUCCGGGAAGACUUCAGCUGCACGCUGGCGGAGCGCCUCGUCGGCGACAUCAAGAAGGUGCUGCAUGAGCUGGACGCACUGCCACCCAAGAACGGGAGCAACGUUAUUGCCAUGAAUGUCGUCAAUAGCUGGAAGAAAUUCGUGAAUGACAAGAAGACUAAUCGAGUGAUAUGCUAAUUUAAUCAAGCUAUAUAUUGGAGGUGCGAGGCAAUAUAUAGAUAUAUUAUAUAUGUAUGUUUGCUGUUUCUUGUUCUGUUCGUCGUCUUUGUAUGCAUCAUCCUAUCGAACUUAGAGGGCUUAUAUGGUGUCCUAAUCUCUUCGAGCAAACAAAUCUGUUGAGUUUGCACAUGUUAUUGGACCGGGAUAAAAUGUACUGCAAAAACAAAGAAAUAAUUUCCUUUGGGUGUAUUACUAUAACUGAAUAA